GGGGAGGGGGAAGGGAGGCCUAAGAAAAGAAAAGGAGGGGGAGGAAAAACAAAAAGAAAAGAGAAGCGCCGAACCCCUCAGGUACAUCUGCUGCGCUCUACCUAGCUCAGCCACUCGCUCGGCGGGCGCCUGCCCCCUUUCUGCCUCAAAGCCAAUGGAGCAGCCGCGGGAAGCGCUGAUUGGCUCCGGGGAGGAGCAGGAGGCCAGAACAAUGCUGUCCUCCCCCCUUAAAAAGCGGGCGGUGAGGCUGGGCGACUGGGGGGGCAACAUCACCGAGACUCGGCGGCCGUGGCGCUCUGGCGGGGACGCCCGGGGAGUCCGCCGCAGUACAGACUGACAGCUGCGAAGUGAGGAGGCGAAGCGAGGCCUCCUCCUCCUCCUCCUCGGUUUCUCUCGCUCUCGUUUGGCUCGGCUGACGGAAGGAAGGCGGGCUGGUCGAAGAAGGACCCGGCUGGAUGCUAGCACCGCGCUUGCCGCUCAGAGACUGAGGAAGUAGCAUCACCAGCCGCAGACGCCUUCCGGAGCUGCCCGAGGAUGCCCCGGGGCUUUUUGGUGAAGAGGAGUCGCAGACCUACGCCCAUCUCUUACCGGACGCGUUGCUCCUGCUACCCGGCCGCUGGGCUGGAAGGAGGCGAUCCGGUGCAGCUCUUGGUUCCUCCACCUUUUCCCGCCCCUCAGUUCCCCAGCGCGGCUUCUGUCUCGGAAUCCGUUGAAGCGGCGCUUCUGCCUGCGCCCGCGGUGCCGCAGUUUGGGACGCCGGAGGGCCCCUCUUCGCCGGCGCCGCUGCACAGUCCAGCGCGAGCGGUGAGCGAGGAGCGUAGCCUCCACCUGGCCUCGCCCGUCUCGGCCGAGUCCUUUCCGGCGCCGGAACCGUUACUCUUGGGCCCUGGAGGAGAGCUCAAGCUUUGGGCAGUCGCGGCCGCCGCCGCCGCCGCCCUCGCUUCUGGCCCGCCGCCCGGCCCUCAGCGCAGCCAUGGGCCGAGCCCAGGCGCGUCGAAGCGGUCUCAGGGCAGAAAGGCCAAGGCGGCGCGCAAGUUGCACUUCGAGGACGAGGUGACUACGUCGCCGGUGCUGGGGCUGCGGAUCAAAGAAGGGCCGCCGGAGCCUGCUCUAGCCACGCAGCAACUGCAGCAGCAGCCGCCGCCUGGCUCGGCCGCGGGGCUGAGAGCGGGGAGCGCGCAGCCGCUGGGCGAAUUCAUCUGCCAACUGUGCAAGGAACGCUACCCGGACCCGCUGGCUCUGGCUCAGCACAAGUGCUCGCGUAUCGUGCGCGUCGAAUACCGCUGUCCCGAGUGCGACAAGCUCUUCAGCUGUCCGGCCAACCUGGCCUCGCAUCGCCGGUGGCACAAACCGCGGCCAGUCAACGGCCCCCCGACCAAGGUCAAGCCUGUUCCGGAGGAGACGGCCAAAGGAGGGGGCGGCGGCGGCGGCAACAGUAGUAGCAGCAGCGAGCGGGAUACGCCGAGUCCCGGGAGUGGUGGGGGCGGCAGCAGUGGAGAACCGGAGGCCGCCGGAGCCGAGGAAUUCGCCUGCCCGCGUUGCGCCAAGCGCUUCCGACGCCAGAGCGCCCUGCGUAAGCACCUGCCGCUCCACCACGAGCCCCUUGACGGCUUGUCCCAGGCUCGGCCGCCUCCCGAGGCCUGUCUGGAAGAGGCGGCGGCCGGCCACAGCCCGCUGAGCUUGUCCGGGGAGUGCCACCUCUGCCCAGUGUGCGGGGAGACCUUUCCCAGUAAGAGUGGUCAGGAGCGUCACCUCCGCGUGCUCCAUGCUGCCCAGGCCUUCCCCUGCAAAUACUGCCCAGCGACGUUUUACAGCUCGCCAGGCCUCACCCGACACAUCAAUAAAUGCCAUCCGUCGGAGAACCGGCAGGUCAUCUUGCUCCAGGUUCCCGUUCGCCCAGCCUGCUAGAGGGAGUCCCGCAGUGCCUUGCCUCCAGCACCAACACCACCGCCGCCCCGCCCGCCCGCCCGCUCGCUCGCUAGACCGACCUGCGGAAUGGCAAGGACUGUUAGACUUGGCUGGCCCUUCCUGCGGGAAUCCGGCCGGGUCAGUUUGCCAACCAGCGACGAUCCUUCUUCAGCUGCUGCUGCUGCUGUUUCGUAGGGCUCCCACCCACCCCCGACCCCUGCCAGCCACUGAGCAUCAGUUUGAUGCUGGGGUUUAUGGCGCCUAGCAGUGCCGCUCGGAGGGCGCGCUCUGGAGCAGCCCCUUCCCUCUUUUCCCUGCACCCGGGAGCUGCUCCAAGGUCCGAGCUGUUUUAAUGGGAAAAAAUCCCCGCUCUCUCUCCCGCUGCCCCAAGUGAAUCUUAAGGAAUGAUGAUGGAUGCCUUUACAUUUCACAGGCUGUGAACUGAACAUUUACCUACUUGAUUAGCUUUAUUAUGGCUUGUGAACUGCUGGGAUCUGGCUUUACCUUUUCGUUGUUGUUGGUUGGUUUGUUUCCUUAAAUUUUAUUUUGUAUGUGAACAAAAUCAAACCGCUUAAAGAUAUAACUUUGGUUAGUAUAGCCACAAUUGCCUUGACUUUAUUGUUGUUGAAAAAUGUUGUAGACGCUGCCUUAAUAUUAUAAAAUGCCAACCGUUCCGGUUUCUUUCUUUUUUGAACUAGAGAUAUUUGUUGACACUCUGUGUAUAUGUUGAUUUAUGCGCAAUGGUUAUUUAUUGGUUAUUUAUUAAUUAUGGUGUUUAUAUCAUUUUUGAUGUGCUUUGCCUUUCUCUUACCAUUUCACUGUGCUCUUAAGUGCUGCAGUCCCAAACUCACCUCCCUGGACGUAAGUCCUUCUGAAAUCUGUGGGGCUCAUUUCUAGGUAAAGAUACAUGGGGUUGCACCAUUACCUUCUUUUUAAAAAAAAAACAAAAAACAAAUCUGCUGAAAGGGAUUUAACUUUUAUAUCUAGAAUAAACAUACAACUGCAACUCUUAUUCUUGCUUGGAGAGCUCUCAAACAGCUCAGCUUACUUUUAGAUGCAAUCUCUUUUCUACACACAUUAUUUUCUUAACUGUUAGCUAUUUAUAGAAUGCUUCAAUAGAACUGUUUUAACUGUAUAAUUAUUUAUUAUUCAAAUAAAAUAUUUUCAAAUUCAAGUGUA
Molecule: messenger RNA, 3087 nt
Organism: Pantherophis guttatus
Lineage: Eukaryota; Metazoa; Chordata; Lepidosauria; Squamata; Colubridae
Gene: INSM1
Product: INSM transcriptional repressor 1
Biological process (GO): negative regulation of transcription by RNA polymerase II; neuron differentiation; regulation of cell cycle process
Cellular component (GO): transcription repressor complex; nucleus
Molecular function (GO): RNA polymerase II cis-regulatory region sequence-specific DNA binding; DNA-binding transcription repressor activity, RNA polymerase II-specific
Source: RefSeq, a predicted model, not a curated record